This is a messenger RNA of Amoebophrya sp. A120, 926 nucleotides long. Lineage: Eukaryota; Dinophyceae; Syndiniales; Amoebophryaceae. The record is from the annotation of a GenBank genome assembly.
GAAAAAACCGGCGUUCCCGUCGACCCACAACUUCAGCAGCCAGCAUAGCCUCGCGGAUCUGGAUGAAGAAAUCCAGAAAGAGCUGGCGGCGCAGCUCGGCGGCUCCUCCUCCACGGAGGCCGCCGCGCAGAAGAUUCUGCUGGAGCAGACCGCUAAGCUGCGGGGCACUCUGCUGCCCCAGCAGCAGUACAUGAUCGUGAAAAUCCGGAUCUUCGUCGCCCAGAUGAUGUGCGGCCUGCACAAAACGAACGGCCUCGAGGCCUUCAUGACCUACCUCGGGCACUUCCUGUCGCUGAGCGCGGAGUACACCUACAAGGUGGCGGUGAAGUAUGAGGAGGAUGUCUUCAAAAAAGCGGAACACACCGCAGGCCUCCGCGACCACAAGAAGUACGUUGAAAAGUUUCGCGCGUACGAUGUCCGCGACGCGGACAUGAAGCAGAAGCAAAUCCUCGAUAAGGAAAAGCUGGAAAAGGAGAAAAAGGAAAAGGACCGCAAGUCCCAGCAGGAGACAAAGGGCGGCCCGAAAGGUGGAAAAGGAAAGAAAAAGGGCGGCGCGCAGCACCAGCGCGACGGCCCGUACACUGGCAAAGGCAACCAGGACAACUACUAUGAGUCCUACUACGAGAACGAUUCCUGGCAGCAGGGUGGCAAGGACAAGAACGCGGGAAAGCCCUCGGGCAACAGACAGUCCGGCAAGCCGGGCGGCGGGGGGCAGCAAGGGCAGAAGCCGAAGGUCUACACCCAGGAGGAGUGGGACCAGUACUACCAAACCCAGCGGUCCUCGAAAAAGGCCGACGACCCCUGACUAGCCCCCGUGGCAGACGGGGAAUCCCGGCAAGAUACAAAGCUCGUGGGCGUAGCCACGCAGGAAUCAAAAAGUAGCAACUCAACUUUUCGCACUGCCACACGCAGCAGUGCGCCCACCA